AUGAAAAAUGAGAUUUUAAGCCGAUUGGCUGACUUGAAUAUUGAUACUGCUUUGGCACCUUAUCCAUUUCCUGCACAUUUGCAUGAUACUUAUGAAUUUUUAUACCUAGGAUUUGCUUAUGUUUGGUUCUUUAAUUUGCUUAAUUGCCUGCAGGAAGCGUGCCUGUUGGUUAUAUGAGUAAACUUAUGAAAAAUAGUAAGGGAUUGCCUAUUAACGCUCAAGUAA
Molecule: messenger RNA, 225 nt
Organism: Blepharisma stoltei
Lineage: Eukaryota; Ciliophora; Heterotrichea; Heterotrichida; Blepharismidae
Source: the annotation of a GenBank genome assembly